Macrobrachium nipponense is the source of this 5244-nucleotide messenger RNA. It is a transcript of the gene lap, whose product is annotated as phosphatidylinositol-binding clathrin assembly protein LAP-like. Gene Ontology annotation, biological process: clathrin coat assembly; synaptic vesicle budding from presynaptic endocytic zone membrane; clathrin-dependent endocytosis. Bases 752 to 2788 code for a protein of 678 amino acids. The record is from RefSeq and is a predicted model, not a curated record. Gene Ontology annotation, cellular component: extrinsic component of presynaptic endocytic zone membrane; clathrin-coated pit; clathrin-coated vesicle. Gene Ontology annotation, molecular function: 1-phosphatidylinositol binding; clathrin heavy chain binding; SNARE binding. The transcript is spliced from 19 exons. Lineage: Eukaryota; Metazoa; Arthropoda; Malacostraca; Decapoda; Palaemonidae.
UAUAUGGAAUAAAGAAAACAAGAAAAUAGUUGCCCUCCCUUUUAUGCCUAAAAUGAAACAAAUCACUUAAAAAUGAAAGAAAGUAAAUAUAAAUUUGUGUAUACCUUUGAUAAUACCAUAAAAAACAAAGUAUGUAAAAAUAAAUUGGGAAGAAGACAGUAAUACAGAUAUGUUGGGGGGUUAUACAUAAUCAAUUGCAGCAAUUUUGUAGACAAAUAUGUGGGGGGAAUCAGGUAGGGGAAUAAGGACUAGAAUCCAAGAACACAGAAGGGCAGUACAGUUUAACUCUCAGGGGAGUGCUUUAAAAACAGUAGGCUUAUAUCAAAAGCAAUAAAAUCAGUAAUAGGAGGGUGGUAGAAGGAGCACUCAUCAGAGAGAUUAAAGUAAUAGAAGGAAACAAAGGUUUUACCUUAGAAGGUCCCUUAAGCCGAGCUUUGAUAUUAAAAGAAGCUGAGAUUGACCCUUCUGACCUGGAGAGUAGGUUUUCUGCCCAACAGACUUUUGGUGACCACUCACAUACCACAAGGGUGAAUCUCGUUGACCAUCAGCUCAGGAUAUCAGAGAGACAAGAGGGGAUUAGCAACUCUCAAGGAAACCAGAACAGCCAUCACAUAAAUGACAGCUCAACAAGAAGAACUUCCAGAAGACUUCUGGGCCCUGACCCAGGCUGACAAUCUACACAUCUCUUGAAAAUGGACCACAGAUAGGGCCUGAAAGUACUCGAGUAUGGAGUGAAAUAAAAUGUUAUGAUAUGUCAACAUUUAUUCGGCGGUAUGCAAAAUAUAUAAAUGAAAAAGCCAUAUCAUACAGGACAGUAGCAUUUGAUUUCUGCAAAGUUAAAAGAGGGAAAGAGGAUGGAACUCUACGGACAAUGCCCACAGACCAGUUACUCAAGACGCUGCCAGUGCUACAGGCGCAGCUUGAUGCCCUCCUUGAUUUUGAUUGUACUGCCAAUGAGCUCAGUAAUGGAGUCAUCAACUCAGGGUUUAUGCUCCUGUUCAGGGACCUGAUACGACUGUUUGCUUGCUACAAUGAUGGUAUCAUCAACCUUUUGGAAAAAUAUUUUGAAAUGAACAAGAAACAGGCAAGAGAUGCCCUGGACUGCUAUAAAAAGUUUCUCAUUCGUAUGGACCGUGUGUCAGAAUUUUUGAAAGUCGCUGAGGCAGUUGGAAUGGACAAGUCUGAAAUUCCAGAUCUUAAACAGAGUGUAGGCAUAGAAAAAGGUGAUAUCCCCGACCUCACUAAGGCUCCCAGCAGUCUCUUAGAUGCACUGGAGGCACACUUAGCAUCUCUUGAGGGGAAGAAACCGCCUACUUCAUCAGCAUCAACCAAUUCAAGUAAAGUGAAUAUCAAGAGUGCUGUGUCAGCCCUCAACUCGACUAGUGUUUCCUUUGGUACUGCGAGCAGCAAUGGACGGAUGGGGGAUACGAUAGCUACCGGGGAGGAGUCAUCAUUGGAUGAGAACAUCAAGAGAGCUGUACUGGCAGAGGAGGAAGCAAUGUACGAGAAGUUAAAGGUAGUGAUGAUCCCAAGCUCCUCCAUGGAUUAUGGCUUCCAAGUUCAUUCCUCUUCAACCUUGAGCCAGUCGGAUCAUGCCAAAAAUAAUCCAUUCCUGAGCUCGCCUACAAGUGAAACUGCACCUGUUCCGGUUGCUAACAAUGGAGAUUCCUCACAAAUCAUUGACCUCUUUGGUGCGGCACAAACAGAUGGGACAUCAGCUGCACAGGCUGCAGCCACCAAAGCCUCUGAUGAUUUGCUGCAGUUAACAGGAAACCCAUUUGCUGACAUUCUAGCACCUCCUGGUGGAGCUGCACCAGCUCCUGUAGCUACUCAGCCUUACACUAAUGGUGUCUCUCAGAGUGUCACUCAAAGCUCCAACUCGACUGGUUUUGUAACUGAUAAUGCGUUUGUUGCUGUUUUUGGAAACAAUAGUGCAGCCCAGAGCAGAGAUGCAAGCAGUACCUUCAGCUGGCCAGCUGCAGUAAUAGGAGGUGGCACCGACGCAGACGUCAAUCCCUUUGCUGCCUUUGAUGUGUCAGGCCCCUCUGGUCCUCCCCUUCCUCCUCAGGGUGGUGUCAGCUCCUUCGACACCACCACUGCCACAACCACCACCACUACUACUACCACCACAACCACCACCACCACCAUCACCUCCACUGGUGCUGCUGAUCUCUUAGGUGGCUUGGAUCCCCUGGCAGGCGUUGGCAACAUUGGCAUGCCUUCCCAGGCUCCCACUAUGCCACCCGCUCAGCCUCAAGCAUUUGAUGGGUAUGGGGACAUCCUGCAACCAGAGGGAAGCAUUGGUGGGGGUGUUAAUGCUUCACCUGUGACUGCUGCUGCAGUACCACCUACUGCUGCUGUUCCUGCUGGCGCGGCUGUUUCGGCUGCUGCAGGAGGAGGACAAGCAGGGAAACUCAUAAGUGGAGAUCUUGACAUGUCACUCUCAUCACUUGUUGAUAAUCUGAAUAUUAAGGGACCAACUGCACAAAAAGGUCAGUGGAGUUCUCCAAAAACUCAAUGUAAGACUGGUGGUGCUGGUUGGACCCCUGCUGCCCCUACGACUGCAAUGGUUGGUGGUUAUCGUGCACCAAUGCCUGGACAACCCAUGCCUGCAGCACAGCCAGGCCAGUGGAAUGCUGGAAUGCCAAUGACUGGCAUGCAGCCUGUGCAAGGAAUGCCUGUGACCAGUGGUGUGAUGCCUGGAGGUUUCCCAGCUGGAACUCAGCCUGCUGCGCAGCCUGCUCAGCCUACGCAACCAACAAGUUUUGAUCCAUUUGGUGCCCUGUAACAGUGCAGGUUGAUCAUAAUAUGGGCAUAAUAAAGCAAUGAGCCAACAUUGCUUUCCAUGGUCACCACUGUUCGAUGUUGUGGCUUCUUUUUGUUACUGUUGCCUCAUGUUAUGUUGACUGGGAACAUACGAAAUGAUUUAGUGUGUUAGUAGAGGUGAUUGUUGUCAUACCAAAUGCAUGUAUUAUUUUUCACUUCUCCAUUUAGAACUGUGAUGUUUUAGAAUGAAACUUUAAAAGCAAGAUUCAGUAUACCCAUGUACAGUAUGAUAAUGCCACUAGAGAAUGCAUUUUCUCAUCACGUAGACAGUUGGAAUGAAGUCCGGCAUCUUUGUGAAUUGUUGGAUGUCCAAAUAUUGUGUGUGGACUGAAAACCAGAAUGUUCCAGAUAAAAACUAGUGACUGCCAUUUCCAUAUGUCCAGUUAAGUGACACAUACCUACGAGUCUGAUGUAUUAUAGUAAGAAAUUUAAGUUUUAGUAAUUACAAAUAUGUAUUAUAAAUUGUACAUUCCAGUGUUUACAAACCAAAAGUUCAGCCGUGUGGGAUUUGUAGUAAAAAUAUUAAGGUGUGGUUGAUCUUUUUGUAAUAUAUUUAUUCUUUUAGUUAACAUUUGUAAAGUGUGAUAUGAUAUAAUUGGGAUGGAAGUAUUUCAGACUUCAUCUGAGUUCAGAUCCAUUUUAACUUUAAGACAGGUAUGAAAUAUACUCAGCACUCGAUAAUUAUUCAAGUCACACAGACUGAAUUUAUCAGUUUUACUUGCCUUAAAGUCAAGUUUCCAAUGGUGCAACUUGGAUAUCUAUGGGUACAUCUGGCUAUGCUUUAUAAUAUGUUCACUGAAAGUUUUUUUUUUUUUAUGCUUUGGAUGGAAAGCUAUAUUAGUACAGUUGAUGAGAACAAAGGCUAGAUUAUAUGAGCAUGAUUUAUAUUUAUUAAAAAGUGGAAGGUAAAUACUGUAACCUUAAUUUAACUUUAGAGAAAAUAUUUUACUUUCAGUUAAACAUUUAUGUAGAAUUUAGCCACAAUUUGUUUCACGAAUGAAUCUCCCCUGCAAAUGCUGCUCCAGUUUCUGGUUUGGAAUAGCAUUUGCCACAUGAAACUCUUCUAGGUGUUACUCAAAUCUACUACAAGAAAUGAGUAGUUGUAAAUAGGUGAGGAUGUCUGCAGUGAAUAUGUAGGUAUUGUGAUGAUACUGUGUGUGCAUUCCAGUUUGUGAGAAAUAGACACAUAGUUAUAAUUUUUAAAGUCAUGGUGCAAAUCAGUGGGAUCCUAUACCCAUGUUUGCAGGCUGUAAAUGUAUUAGCAACAUUGUCAAAAACGAAGAGAGUUAAAGACUAUAUACUAUAUUGGAGGGAUUAAUAUAAUAAAGGCCGAAGCACAGAUAAUACCUGCUUGCUUCAUGCCAUAAACACAUGACGCCUUAGAAUAAUACCUUUCAGCCUUAAUGGCCAAAGUAUUUUUUCGAAAGCCUGUUGAUGACAUAACCCAAAAUAUAGAACAUUUUAGGCUUGAAAUAGAUUAUUGAAGAAACUGACUCAUGCAGGAAAUAUAUGUGCAAGAUUUGGGAUUCCAGGCUGUCCCUCUUUCUCAUGUAAAGUAACGCCUGCCUUAAGCAAAUGUUAUUCCUGUAAUUUAAAUGUGUUGGUCACAUUUUACGUUGAUGGAAACUUUAAAAAGAGCAAUACUGGUAAUAUUGAUGUUGAUCAACCCCAGUGACCAGUAGAUGCUGUCAAGUUGGGCUGGUGUUUAGUGAAUUAGAAAUAAGUAUUAUUCCAUAUGUAACAUAGCCUUAAACUGAGUACAUUAUUUAUAUUAUAUAUAUAUAGAUAUAUUACACUAUUGUAUCUAUUCAGUUGAUGAAGAGGUAUGAAGAGAGAUUCUCAGACUAAAUGCAACACAUCAUUAGGAUAUUGUUAAUAAUUUUAUUAUUAUUAUAAUUAUUAUUUUUUUAUCUAGUGGAAGAUAACAGUCUGAGAGUUGUCUUUGUAACUCCACAUGGACUUUGUUGUUUGUACAUAAACAAAAUCUUUCAAAUUCUGUUACCAGGUUUUAGCAUUAUAUUUCUUAUCCUCCAAACUGAAGUCUGAUAUCCAGAUGAAUUUCUCAACUAAAUGGACAAUAUAUCCAUGAUGAUUUUAGAUAAAGUUUAGACAAUAUCUUCACUAUCUUUGUUGGCUCUACUCAUUUCACUACUAAGCACUUGAGCCCAUGUCAUUUUGUUUAUGUACUAUCAACUCGCCUUCAUUCAUUCUGUAGUGUCGGUGGCUGCCUCUGUGUUGUGGUAGUUGAUGAAGAAGAAAAAUUACUUGGUCCUGGAAAAUAUAUUUAUUUAUUAGUUACUCCAUCAUGUACUACUGCAAAAGUCUUCUGUAGAUACACUGGCAUUAAAGUUGCAGUCAUUUACAUGGUGAACUUGUGAUCAGUUUUUGGAACAAUUAAGAAUAAAUGUUGAAGAUGGA